GCGCGCGCCUCGGCGACCCCUCCCCCGGCGUCGGCACCCGAGCUCCGCCCCUCGCCGAGCCGCCCCCUCGGCGGCUGCCGUGAGAGCUCGCUAGCGCCGCAGACGCCACCACCUUCGUAGUCUCUUCCUCCAGCUCCGGCGUGCGGGGGCCGUCCGGCGGCGGCGCUGCCCUGGGUGGGCUGCGGGGCCCGCGCGGCCGCUGAGCACUCGGCGCCGCGCAGCCAGGUCUCCCGCCCGCGCGGCGCCGUGACAGGUGCAGAGUCCCAGCUGAGGAUCCACCUGCGGCGGGCGCAGCGAUGCCCACCAUGCGGAGGACCGUGUCGGAAAUCCGCUCCCGCGCGGAGGGUUAUGAGAAGACAGAUGAUGUUUCAGAGAAGACUUCACUGGCUGACCAGGAGGAAAUACGGACUAUAUUCAUCAACCAGCCCCAGCUGACAAAAUUCUGCAAUAACCAAGUCAGCACUGCGAAAUACAACAUAAUCACCUUCCUUCCAAGAUUUCUCUACUCUCAGUUCAGAAGAGCUGCUAACUCAUUUUUUCUCUUUAUUGCACUGCUGCAGCAAAUACCUGAUGUAUCACCAACAGGUCGCUACACAACACUGGUUCCUCUGUUAUUUAUCUUAGCUGUGGCAGCUAUCAAAGAGAUAAUAGAAGAUAUUAAACGACAUAAAGCUGAUAAUGCAGUGAACAAGAAACAGACACAAGUUUUGAGAAAUGGUGCUUGGGAAAUUGUGCACUGGGAAAAGGUGGCAGUAGGGGAAAUAGUGAAAGUGACCAAUGGGGAACAUCUCCCAGCAGAUCUCAUCAGCCUGUCCUCAAGUGAACCCCAGGCCAUGUGCUACAUUGAAACAUCCAACUUAGAUGGUGAAACAAACCUGAAAAUUAGGCAGGGCUUACCAGCAACAUCAGAUAUAAAAGACAUUGACAGUUUGAUGAGAAUUUCUGGCAGAAUCGAGUGUGAAAGUCCAAACAGACAUCUGUACGAUUUUGUUGGAAACAUAAGGCUUGAUGGACAUAGCACUGUCCCCCUGGGAGCAGAUCAGAUUCUUCUUCGAGGCGCCCAGUUGAGAAACACACAGUGGGUUCAUGGAAUAGUUGUCUACACCGGACAUGAUACCAAGCUGAUGCAGAAUUCAACAAGUCCACCACUUAAACUCUCAAAUGUGGAACGGAUUACAAAUGUACAAAUUUUGAUUUUAUUUUGUAUCUUAAUUGCCAUGUCUCUUAUCUGUUCUGUGGGUUCAGCCAUUUGGAAUCGGAGGCAUUCUGGAAAGCACUGGUAUCUCAAUCUAAACUAUGGUGGUGCUAAUAAUUUUGGACUGAAUUUCUUGACCUUCAUCAUCCUUUUCAACAAUCUCAUUCCUAUCAGCUUGUUGGUGACAUUAGAAGUGGUGAAAUUUACCCAGGCAUACUUCAUAAAUUGGGAUCUCGACAUGCACUAUGAACCCACAGACACUGCUGCGAUGGCUCGAACAUCUAAUCUGAACGAGGAACUUGGCCAGGUCAAAUACAUAUUUUCUGAUAAGACAGGCACUCUGACCUGCAAUGUGAUGCAGUUUAAGAAGUGUACCAUAGCUGGAGUUGCAUAUGGCCAUGUCCCUGAACCUGAGGAUUAUGGCUGCUCUCCUGAUGAAUGGCAGAGCUCACAGUUUGGAGACGAAAAAACAUUUAGUGAUUCAUCAUUGUUGGAAAACCUCCAAAAUAAUCAUCCAACUGCACCUAUAAUAUGUGAAUUUCUUACAAUGAUGGCCGUUUGUCACACAGCAGUGCCAGAGCGAGAAGGCGAUAAGAUUAUUUAUCAAGCAGCAUCUCCAGAUGAAGGAGCACUGGUCAGAGCAGCCAAACAAUUGAAUUUUGUUUUCACUGGAAGAACACCUGACUCAGUGAUUAUAGAUUCCUUGGGGCAAGAAGAAAGAUACGAAUUGCUCAAUGUUCUGGAAUUCACCAGCGCUAGAAAAAGAAUGUCGGUGAUUGUUCGCACUCCAUCCGGGAAGUUACGACUUUACUGCAAAGGAGCUGACACUGUAAUUUAUGAUCGACUGGCAGAGACUUCAAAAUACAAAGAAAUUACCCUAAAACAUUUAGAGCAGUUUGCUACAGAAGGAUUACGAACUUUAUGUUUUGCUGUGGCUGAGAUCUCAGAGAGCGACUUUCAGGAGUGGCGAGCCGUCUAUCAGCGUGCAUCCACAUCCGUGCAGAACAGACUGCUCAAACUCGAAGAGAGUUAUGAGUUAAUUGAAAAGAAUCUUCAGCUACUUGGAGCUACAGCCAUUGAGGAUAAAUUACAAGAUCAAGUGCCUGAAACCAUAGAAACUCUCAUGAAAGCAGACAUCAAGAUCUGGAUCCUUACAGGGGACAAACAAGAAACUGCCAUUAACAUUGGACACUCCUGCAAACUUUUGAGGAAGAACAUGGGAAUGAUUGUUAUAAAUGAAGGCUCUCUUGAUGCAACAAGGGAAACUCUCAGUCGCCACUGCACUACCCUUGGUGAUGCUCUUCGAAAAGAGAAUGAUUUUGCUCUUAUAAUUGAUGGGAAAACCCUCAAGUAUGCCUUAACUUUUGGAGUAAGACAGUAUUUCCUGGACUUGGCUUUGUCAUGCAAAGCUGUUAUUUGCUGCAGGGUUUCUCCUCUUCAAAAAUCUGAAGUUGUCGAGAUGGUUAAGAAACAAGUCAAAGUCAUAACGCUUGCAAUUGGGGAUGGAGCAAAUGACGUCAGCAUGAUACAGACGGCCCAUGUCGGGGUUGGGAUCAGUGGCAACGAGGGCCUUCAGGCCGCGAACUCCUCGGAUUACUCCAUAGCUCAGUUCAAGUAUUUGAAGAAUUUGUUGAUGGUUCACGGUGCCUGGAACUAUAACAGAGUCUCCAAGUGCAUCCUGUACUGCUUCUACAAGAACAUAGUCCUCUAUAUUAUUGAGAUCUGGUUUGCCUUUGUUAAUGGCUUCUCUGGACAGAUCCUGUUUGAGAGAUGGUGUAUAGGUCUUUACAAUGUGAUGUUUACAGCAAUGCCUCCCUUAACACUCGGAAUAUUUGAGAGAUCAUGCAGAAAAGAGAAUAUGUUAAAGUAUCCUGAAUUAUACAAAACGUCUCAGAACGCACUGGACUUCAACACCAAGGUUUUCUGGGUUCAUUGUUUAAAUGGCCUCUUCCACUCAGUUAUUCUGUUUUGGUUUCCACUAAAAGCCCUUCAGUAUGGUACCGUAUUUGGAAAUGGGAAAACCUCCGAUUAUCUGCUGUUGGGAAACUUUGUUUACACGUUUGUGGUGAUAACCGUGUGUUUGAAAGCUGGAUUGGAGACCUCAUAUUGGACAUGGUUCAGCCAUAUUGCGAUUUGGGGCAGCAUCGUACUCUGGGUGGUGUUUUUUGGAAUCUACUCAUCUCUGUGGCCUGCUGUUCCGAUGGCCCCUGAUAUGUCAGGAGAGGCUGCCAUGUUGUUUAGCUCUGGAGUCUUUUGGAUGGGCCUGUUGUUUAUCCCCGUGGCGUCUCUGCUUCUUGAUGUGGCCUACAAGGUUAUCAAGAGAACUGCUUUUAAAACAUUGGUAGAUGAAGUUCAGGAGCUGGAGGCAAAAUCUCAAGACCCAGGGGCAGUUGUGCUUGGAAAGAGCCUCACGGAGAGGGCGCAACUGCUCAAGAACGUCUUUAAGAAGAACCACGUGAACUUGUACCGAUCUGAAUCGCUGCAACAAAACCUGCUCCAUGGGUAUGCUUUCUCACAAGAUGAGAACGGGAUCGUCUCACAAUCUGAAGUGAUUAGAGCAUAUGACACCACAAAGCAGAGACCCGAUGAAUGGUGAUGGGCGGGGCUUCGAGGCUGGCUCCACCAGGUCUCUAAGGAGAGCUCCCAGGUCUUCCCAGAAUCUGCUGACCAAUUCCAGUCUGGUCCAAGGAGGGGAAAGUGGAUCUGAGCUCAUCUCGUUGAUUGACCUUCAGAUUCAUGUAUAUUAUAGACAUAAGCACUGUGCCACUAUACUGUAACACCAUCUCUUUCAGAUUUUUUAAAGUAUUUGCUGAGUCUUUGUAAGCAGAAAUUGAAAAUGACCUUGUAUCUUGCCAGAAUGCUUUCUUAAAACAGAAUAGGUCAGGAGUCUUAUGGCGUUACUCUGGGGCUGUAACUGACUAUCAGUUGAUUGGAUAUACCACAAGGCAACCAACCAUUUAAAAACUCUAAAAUGGUAAUAAUUUAAAGGGACUCUUGAUAUCCAGACUUAGAUUUCAGAAUAUGCUGAAAAAAAACCAGCGCUCUUCUCUAAGGAACUGACUCACCUUACUGAGCAAAAUUUCUAAACAAGACAUUAAUAAGUGUUUGUGUCAAAAAUUGUCUUGAUAAAUGUUUGCCAAAGAAGUUCAAUAAGUGUAUUUCUCAUUCAGUAGUCAUGUGCCCAGAAAUUUAAAAGAAAGUUUACCUCCAGUUCUGCUGUAGGAUCUGCAUGCUUGACUUUUCAAAUGUAAGAGUGAUUUGCAAAAAUGAGUAUUUCAAGGCAUUUGCUACUCAAAUCUGUGAUGUUGCACCUUUGGCCUUACAAAUGCUUCUUUCUUGUUUGUCUUGUUUACUUGUUGAAGUUGGAGGGCACACGUGGUAAUGUGACUCUGUCAUUAUGACACUGAUUUUUAAUCUGUAUAUAUGUCUCAGUCAUUUCUGAUGAGGUGUCUCUAGAUUUUUCUAAAACCCUGGCUUCCGCUGAAGAUUGAGUGAUGUCAUUUUGUCUUAAAGUUUUCUCUCUCAAGAAAAAUUUGCUUACAUAUUUACGUGAGAGUCCCAGUGCUUCUGUCGAGGUGUUUGGAAUACCAUGUCGGAUAAAUGCAUGGGCUUUUGUAAUGUAUGUAGGCUCGGCUUUUGUCCUGUGUUUUGGUUCUUUCUAUAGUUCCUGCUAGAGAUGCCUGCUGUCUUAUAUAGCACACGCCGUGUUAUGGCAACCACCCCUGUACUUAACACUGAGAAUUACUUCACAGUUCACUUUUCAAAUAGCUCCCCCAAAUUAGUCACAUGCUGCUAAUUGGGACAAAUCAGUGGUACAUUUUCCCCGUUUUAAAAACACCUGUUUUACUCAAGCCUGUUGCUUUACAGUCAGAGACAGUCUUCAUCACGAGUAGAUUUUGUUGCUAUGGUUUUAAAUGUAUGUUCAGUUUAAUUUAAUUAUUUUCAGCAUUUCUGAGACAUGUCCUAAAAAUGCCUAUUUUGCUACCAACGAUAAAUGGUGAAGGGGCUGUUUAAAAACCACAACCAGUUUUCUAUACUAUUUUUAAAAUAAUGCUUUCAUUUAAAAAUAAAAAUAAAAAGGAAUUCUAGUUUUCAGAUACACUUCAGAGAUUGAAGCAAACUUUCUGCCUUUUAUUCAGAAUCCUGUUUGCCUUUAAGUGGACUUACCAGCAAAAUGGGUAGAACUUCCUCUUGAAAAAAAAAAAAAAAGUCAACUAGAAUUGCAAAGAGGUGAUUUGAGUUUAAUAAUGUCUCCUUCUUUUAACCCUUUUUCUUAAUCUAGAUUUAAAAUUAGGUUAUACGUCAUUUCCUUCUCUGUAUUUUUAGCUAUUUAGUUACAAGUAUGCCCCCCCCCAUUUUCUGUAAAUAAGAGAGGUUAUAACACAUACAUAAUUCCAAGGGGAGCAAGGGGUUGACAUAGUUCACUUCCUAGAGCAUUCCCCUUUGGGGUUCAGAUUAAGAAAAUUGUGAAUCGAAACAUCUAGAAAGUCCACACGUGUAAGAAGAGUCUGAGAUCACCUUCAAAAUUCUGCAGUCACGGACUUUUGUCCGCUGAAUGGAGCAGCUUUCCCAGGCUCGCAGUGGUGAUAGUCAAGGCCAAGCCACACAAAUCCAAAAACAAGAAUGAAGUACCCCAUUCCAGAGAAGCACUUCCUCGCAGGUACAGAUCAGAACUCCUCCUCCUCGUCAGCGGCGUCCUUCUCCAAAAUGUUAAUAGCAAAAUGUGAUGAAUAUAAUGGAACUGAAUUUUCUGGCUUCAAAAAAUGAAAAGUUUUAUUUUUAUCUUAAAACAUGGAUUAUUUCUAUGGAGCUCUUAACAUGAGUAGAAGAGAAUACCCAUGGUGAAUUAACGUACAAGAUCAUGGUCUGAAAUAUGGCUAAUUUCUAGUCCUAUUUAUGAAUUAUUAAGUCAAUUCCUUUGCUUCUUGGGUGAGAGAGGGGGUUGGGCAGCAGGGAGUGGUCGCCUUGGUAAAACUUAAAACACAGCAUUACGGUUGCAGUGAUUUCAUAGUGUUAGAGAAAACCCUCUGGUUUUUU
This is a messenger RNA of Panthera uncia (snow leopard), 6232 nucleotides long. It is a transcript of the gene ATP8A1, whose product is annotated as ATPase phospholipid transporting 8A1. Lineage: Eukaryota; Metazoa; Chordata; Mammalia; Carnivora; Felidae. The transcript has 37 exons. The record is from RefSeq and is a predicted model, not a curated record. The coding region runs from base 297 to 3791 and encodes 1164 amino acids. Gene Ontology annotation, cellular component: plasma membrane. Gene Ontology annotation, biological process: phospholipid translocation. Gene Ontology annotation, molecular function: ATP hydrolysis activity; ATPase-coupled intramembrane lipid carrier activity; magnesium ion binding.